Ananas comosus (pineapple) is the source of this 916-nucleotide messenger RNA. RefSeq names its product glucose-induced degradation protein 4 homolog. Gene Ontology annotation, cellular component: extrinsic component of membrane; GID complex. NCBI's taxonomy places the organism in Eukaryota, Viridiplantae, Streptophyta, Magnoliopsida, Poales, Bromeliaceae. Bases 56 to 706 code for a protein of 216 amino acids. The transcript has 8 exons. Gene Ontology annotation, biological process: protein targeting to vacuole; protein catabolic process in the vacuole; proteasome-mediated ubiquitin-dependent protein catabolic process. The record is from RefSeq and is a predicted model, not a curated record.
UUAAAACUCCGGUGUCCUCGCUCGUCGACUCUGCCUUUGGAAUGCGUGACCAGAGAUGCCUGUGAGGGUAGUCGAGAGCUCCUCCCCCUCCCAAUCCUCCGGGCAAGAUCCAAAUUCUGGGCACGCUUCUCCUCCUAGCUGUUCACUAUUGAGUGUUGGAAGGUGUUUUGCGGGAACUCAGAAUGUUUCAAGUUUUCAAAAGGAUGAAGCAUGGAAGGUCAAUGUUCGAAUACAUGGAUGUGAUCUUGAACAUGGUUAUUUGUGUGGUACUAUGGAAGCACUCAAUGUGCCCUUAGCAGAUACACCUGUAGUUACAUUCUGGGAGGGAGAAAUAGUGGAUGCUAAGAACUACACAUUUUUCACUGGCAAGUGGGAAGCGACGCCAGAGGAUGACAUAAAACACUGGUCUAAGUUCCAAUCUUUUACCCCACUUCUGAGUCAGAUCGAGGCAGAUGGUGGUAAAUCUUUGGACCUAAGCAACUAUCCCUACAUAUUUAUGAGAUGGAAGGAGCAAUACUUUGUCAAUGUUGGAAUAGACUGUGGAUUAACCAUUGCAGGUUUCUACUACGUCUGCUUUUCUUGUAGUGAUGGCUCCAUUAGUGGCUUCUAUUACGACCCAAAUAGCAGUCCCUUUCAGAAGCUCGAAUUGAAGUGUUCCAAUGGGCAGCAGUUGGGUUUCACCUUUUCCUCAUAUGAGCUACAGUGACAGCGAACUUUGUAUGCUCCAGGUGAAGUUCAUCAUGUGAAUGCAUUAGAAUUUGCGGUUAUGGUGUGUGUAGUAUUUAGGACAGCUGUUGAUGUGUCGAUGUUUAUCAUAUAUUUGGAGUGGCGUGAAUAUGUAUCAGUGGAUUGUAAUCAUAGUGAAUGAGAGCCUCUUAAAUUUGGAAACCAAUAUUUUGUUUUUCGUGUAGUUUAA